This is a messenger RNA of Blumeria graminis f. sp. triticale, 2610 nucleotides long. The record is from the annotation of a GenBank genome assembly. Lineage: Eukaryota; Fungi; Ascomycota; Leotiomycetes; Helotiales; Erysiphaceae.
AUGGAGAAAUACCUUGCACAACAUCCAUUGGAACAAAUUCUAGAUUUUUUCCGUGACGGAUAUGACGCAAACUUUUAUUCUAACUGCGAGACUGUUUUUGCGAAGCCCAAACAAUCCAAGAAGUUUCUAAAUCAUGUCCGAAACCUCAUAAAACUAUUCUUUGACUAUAUUCACCGCGCACAAUUUUUACCCGAUGAUACAAGUAAUAUUGAGUCCCGACUUAUCAAGCUCAGCUACCGGAUUGAGUCUACUCCAUUUGACUUGGCUCCGUUCGAACCUCUGGCGUCACUUAUCCUAUCAAAUGCCACGGACAUUGAGGUGUGGAAAUCUCUCUUGCAGCUUCUCGAUACGCUUGAGUCUAUUUUAGCAUCCCAAGAGGAAAAGGAGGAGAAAGAGAAAAAUAUCGCGGCUGAAUCGGUUUUCAGGCGUGCAGCUACUACACAAGCAAGAUUUUGGAAAAAAUAUUUUACAAACAAAACUUGGGAGGAUCAUUGCAUCGACCUUGCCAAGGAAUUCGUGAAGCGGUCCGGGGAAGAAGAUUUGAAGUUUCCUGCUCAUCCAAAGGAAAAGUUGGUUUAUAACUGGAUGAAAGCAGUUGAAACCAAAAUAUUCGACCAAUCCAGCAAGACUUGCGACAUCUCGACGUCGGCAUCAAGCUCAAAGACCGGCGGAGAUGUACACCAUAUCACCAAGAGCCAGUUCAACACAGCCAAUGCCCAUGAAUUUGAUGGUGGUCAAACAAUCAGACAAGUCGACUAUUUCAUCAAGCGACGGGGACUGCCCACGUCCAAUCGACACCAUUGGCGUGAUGUACUGGUGGUCGGAGAGUUUACAGAAUCCAAAACAAAUGUGUUCAUGGAUAAGUUUCUCCAGCUAUCGAUAUUGAUGCGUGAGCUCUUUUUCGCCCAGCCCCUUCGACGGUUCGCCCAUGCAUUCCACCUUUUCGAUAAGUCACUUCUGCUCUGGGUCUACGAUCGGUCAGGACCAUACUGCGGCUCGUACAUUGACAUCGGCAAAUCGCCGCAGACGCUCGUCUAUGUGAUGGCGGCGUACAUGUCGAUGAGCGACACUGAACUUGGGCUUGACCCAAACAUCAAAUACGAGGCUCAUCAGAUCUGUGUCACGUUGGAUGUUCCUGGGACGGAGGAGCAGCGAGAGUUCAAACUAUCGCCCAAGCCAGUCGCGCAACAGACUUCUCUUGUCUCGAGGGGGACCAGCUGCUACCACACCUUGGAAGGGGACUGUGCAGUGAAGUUCGCUUGGAGAAUGUGCGGGAACAAGUCGGAAGCUGACCUGCUCAAGAUUAGCGAUCUUCGACAGGGACUGAUAUUCACCAAAAAGAUGGUGAAAGACACGCUUCCGGACGACACUACCAUGGCCACACCGCUCGCACUUACUGAUGGCAUCAUGUUACGGGAAAGCAAGAGUACAAGUGUAGCUGGGUCACGAAAAAGAAAGAGUGCAGGAAGCGAUUCUGGAACUGAGACCGGACGGUCAAGUAAGAGGUCAAAGAGUUCGUAUGGAUCAUCGUAUGUCAGAAGCACCGGUACGAAAGGAAUAUCAACAGUGUCAUUGAAUGCGAUCAUCGAAGAAGAUGAAUCAUCUAUCCCUGUAGCAUGGGUCCAGAACAAGACUGAAGGCACCAACGAUGCAAACACAGCGUCUACCGGGGAGAAACGUAAGAGCACAGAGAAUGAUGAAGUCAGUGGACGGAUCAAGAGAUUGCAUCUUUCAACUGCAGUGGGAGAAGCAUCCACUGUUGAUAGUUCUGGAAUAGGUGCGGUUUCUGGUCAGGAUGAAAACGCCAGCGAUAUACCUUUCAUAGCUGGUGAAGGUGAUGUUGAGGCCGAAACCAACAAUGUGGAAGCCUAUUGCGAAGUUGAGGUUAAGUUUGCAGAGAUUCGGGAUCGUCACUCGUCGGCUGUGGCGACAAUACCGUAUGGAAGAUCGCUUCACGAGGUCGAAUCACCACUUGAACUGGUUACUGUUCUACGUGACGCGAUCAAAGCGCACUGGUCGUUAAUGACAGACGCAAAGAUAUUGCACCGUGAUAUCUCAGCAAACAACAUCAUCAUGACUGGAUCUGAAGCUUGUAAGGACUGGAAAGGAUUUGUCAUUGACCUGGACCUAGCCGUCCUACUUACGGAUGGCAAAUCUCAAGAGAAAAGGCAGGCUAUGACCGGGACGAUGGAGUUCAUGGCGCUGGAGGUCUUGAGUGGCAGUUGUGAAACAACGGGCGCGGUUGUGGAGCAUUCGUACAGACAUGACCUCGAGUCAUUCUUUUAUGUCCUUCUCUGGCAAUGCUUAAGCUGCGGAUGGGAAGACGGGAAAAAUCCGAACAAAGAAUACCUAUCAAAAUGGUAUACUGGUACAGCGAAGGAAAUCCUCAAGUUCAAAAAGGGUGAAUUGAAAAGGUCUACUUUCAUUGAAGAAUUGUUGCCCAGAUUCUCGAAAAAGUUUCUAAAAGUUCGGCACCUUGCAAAGGAAUUCAGAAAGACUUUAUUCUGGCCGUAUGGAGAAUUCUAUAUUGGAUCUCACAAGGACAAUAAUGUCCUUUACAGCGCUAGUUUGAAGAUAUUUAACGAGGCCAUACAGGCAUUGAUAUCGUAA